Messenger RNA from Uloborus diversus, 10768 nucleotides. RefSeq names its product FRAS1-related extracellular matrix protein 2-like. Gene Ontology annotation, biological process: cell communication; homophilic cell-cell adhesion. Gene Ontology annotation, cellular component: membrane. The coding region runs from base 1 to 9204 and encodes 3067 amino acids. The record is from RefSeq and is a predicted model, not a curated record. Gene Ontology annotation, molecular function: calcium ion binding. Lineage: Eukaryota; Metazoa; Arthropoda; Arachnida; Araneae; Uloboridae. The transcript is spliced from 26 exons.
AUGAGAAGAGGUCAGCCACCUGUGACAGAAUUCAAUAUUGUGCGAGUGAAUGCCGGAAUAUCGGUUCCAUUUGGAAGAUCCGUGUACGUUGAUCCGGAAUUGGAUUUACAUAUCAGUGUGCGACCUGGUGACAGGUGUACGGUUAGAGUAAUACAGAACGAUCCAUUGUCUCAGAGGCCGGGAAAAUUGAGUCCGACAAACUUUCCGUGCCAGUUUGGACAAGAAGAUGUGCAAUAUUCUCACUAUGGAGCUAGGAGUCCAGCACAGGAUAAAAUUAGGUUGAUGAUCCGUUAUGACUCCAGUGAUGACACUUUCAUCAUACCCGUAAUCAUUAAUGUACAGGUUCUUUUUGAGCAACUGGAGGUCGUCACGAAAAAUAUUCCUCUCACCGUGGAUAAACUGGGUGGUGUCAGCAAUCCGAUUGACAACCGCGUCCUGCAGUUCACUUACGACAGAGGACAACAGCUGUGCAAAAUAUCAAUUCUAAAUGCUGCAAGUGGACUUCCAGCUUACGGUGAACUAGUCAAUGAUACAUCAAAUGGGUUUAUGCAAGACUGUGAUGCCUUAUUAAAAGCAGAUAUCAGAUACCAUCAUACAUCUCCAAAUGAGACCCCAAAUCGGGAUUACAUUCCAAUGGUGGUAGAGCUCAAUGACUUAGAAGGCAACUUAAUUAAACAAGAAUAUUUCCAAAUGAUGGUUCGAAUUCGUGAAGGAGAAGAUAAUACUCCACCACAACUCAGCUUCAGUGCUUUAUUAUUGAUGGACGUUAAUCAAUUUGUCAUGACGGCAAUAACUCCCAAUAUUCUCAUAGCAGAAGACCACGAGACUCCGUCUGACAAGCUCAUUUUCAACAUCACAACGCCAUUAGGAAUUGGAGAAGGUUCCAUUGUAAGUACAGACGAUCAAAACAUACCGAUCACUUCCUUUUAUCAAAAGGAUUUGAAUGACCUUAAAAUUGCGUACAAGCCACCAGCAUCAGAUUCUGACGUCAGGCGGUUCUACUUGGUGGAAAUGGAAGUGGUGGACUCAGAUGGAUUAACUUCUGAGCCAUUUAGUUUGACAAUAGUAGUGAAUCCUAUGAACACUCUCGCUCCUUUAGCAACUAAAAAUGCAGGGUUACUGCUGUUCGAAGGACAAUCUAGACGGCUGCAAAGCUCAAAAAACUUGCAAAUCUCUGACGAGGACAAUAUAGAUGAUGUGGUAAUCACCGUUGUGGGUGGAAUGAAACAUGGACGGUUAUUAUUGAUGGGAAAUCCAGUGAAGCAUUUCACCCCAGGUGAUUUGGAAUCUGGAUUGAUAGUAUAUGAACAUGAUGGUAGUGAUACUUACAGCGACAACAUAAUAUUUCGACUAAAUGACGGACAGCAUCAAGUCGAGUUUUUAUUUCCAGUGAUAGUGUACCCAGAAGACGAUGAUGCUCCUAUCUUGAACGUGAAUACUGGUUUAACAAUAACAAGAGGAGAAGAAAUUGAAAUAACUCCAUUCGUACUUAGCGCUACUGACAUUGAUAGCGAUGAUUCUUCUAUUCGAUUCAUUUUAUCGCAGCCACCACCUUCAGAAGGAAAAAUGCUCAUGAAACGAAGUGAUAUUCCUGAAGAUCCUGAAAACUGGAUGUAUGAUGACGGUUUCUACGAAAAAGAUAUUUCCUCGUGGACUCAGCAAGAUCUUAUUGAAGGAAAUAUAUUCUAUCGGCACUCAGGGAAUCAUAUUCCUAAUCCAGUAAUAGAGCGGUUGAGAUUUACACUUAGUGACGAUAACAUUCCUCCAAACGAAUCUCAGGUUCAAGAGUUCGUUAUAAGAAUAAUGCCUCUUGAUAAUAUUCCACCUGAGUUACAUCCAGACAGUCCAUUACAGAUGACUGUUGAAGAAUUUCAAAUAACUGAUAUCACAAGGCAGCAUUUGCGAUACACAGAUUCUGACACAAGAGAUAGAGAACUUAUUAUUAAGAUUACAAAGCCACCUUAUGACACGGAUGUAAAUAAUCCAAUGAACCCUGGUAAAAUUGUUUUAGCAGAAAACCCAGACAUAGAAAUAACAGAAUUUAAUCAGGCUCAAAUCAAUCAUCAUAAAAUUGCCUACAAACCACCUGAAAGCGAACUUGGUCUACUACCACGUAUUAUUCAUUUCAACUUCGAAGUAAAGGAUAAAGCAGGUAAUACACUUCCAGAUCAAGUUUUCCAAAUAUUUCUACAACCUGUUGAUAACAAACCUCCGGUUAUUCACAAUAAAGGAAUUGAAGUUUUUGAAAACGGAUUUACUGUUAUAACGCCAGAAGUUUUAAAUGCUGUCGAUGAAGAUACUGAUCCACACUUGAUAACUUUCACAAUUGUUCAAGCACCAAAGCACGGUACUUUACAGAUUGGAACUUUAGAAAUGGUUGAAGGAGAUUCUUUUGCCAAACCUGAUAUAGAAAAUAGCAUUGUAAGUUAUGUAAACAGUGGUUCUGAAAUGGAUAAAGAUAAUUUUUUAUUAGAAGUAACUGAUGGAACUCAUUCACUAACAGUAAGUGUAGACGUAUUAAUAAAAAAUAUUGACGAUGAGGCGCCAAAACUAGAAAUAUUUCCAGGAACAUUGGGAGUUCAUAUUGAAGUUGAAGAAGGCGGGAGAAGCUCCGUAACAAGCGAUUCCAUAAAGGCUUCUGAUCCAGAUACAGACGACCACAUGAUAACUUUCAUAGUUGAAGAUUUACCGCAUUUUGGUUCAAUUGAAGUUAAUGGCGUAGUUGUUGAUAGAUUUAAACAAGAGGAUUUGAAAAAUGGAAGAGUUUUUUACCUUCACAAUGGGAUAGAAAUCGGGAUGGAUUCUAUAGAAGAUUCUUUUAACUUGUCAGUAUCAGACAUGUCCAACGAUUGGAUUAUUGGAGGAAACGCUGUUGACCACAUUUAUGCUUCUGUACUUAUAAAACCUGUUGACAGUUCGGCUCCAACGGUAGAAGUUGGAAAUCCUCUUGUUGUUCUCGAAGGAAACAAAAGUUUAAUAACCCAGCAUCAUUUAAAUGCAACAGAUGCUGAUACUUUAGACGAAGACGUAAUUUGUACGUUAAUCGAACCUCCAAUUCAUGGCUAUCUUGAAAAUAUGGCCCCUUUCCCUGGUUCUGAGAGGAAAAGAAUUGGAAUUCCUGUAAAUUCUUUCACUAUAUCAGAUAUUUUCCAUGAUUAUAUUAGUUAUGUUCAGAGCAUCCACAAAGGGUCGGAGCCUAUUGAUGAUAAAUUUACAUUCUUUUGCUCGGAUGGCAGAAAUGAAUCUCCUGUACAUAACUUUUCCAUCCAGAUUCAUCCUACCAACGAUGAAGUCCCAGAAAUUUAUAUAAGAGAAUUCAUUGUUAUGGAGGGAACUGAUCUCAUAAUUGACUUACCUAUUCUAAAUGCCCUUGAUCUUGACAUCCCGAAAGAUAAGCUGAUUUUUAUAGUUACAAAAGAACCACAGCACGGCUUAAUUGCUUCUCAUAUGCCAACAGGUACAGUCGAAGUUCAAAACUUUACACUCGAACGCAUCGCAAGAGGAUCGACUAUAGUUUAUCAACACGAUGACAGUGAGACAACAAAGGAUGAGUUUGAACUAACAGUAACGGACGGCAUUCACAAUUCAAGCAAAACAUUACUGGUAAUGAUAAUACCUGUAGAUGACGAAACACCAAGACUAGUUAUUAAUGACGGAUUAGACGUCAAAAUAGGAGAAACAAAACUUAUUACGAAUCGAGCGCUCAAAGCUGAAGAUUUAGAUUCCGAUGAUGCUUCCAUUACGUACGUCAUUCGCCAAGUUCCAAAGCAUGGUACAAUAUCAUAUCUGGAUUUUUCUGGACUACCACUUUACAAUUUAACACAUGGAAUGAAUUUCACGCAAGCCGAUAUAGAUAAUGAGCUUAUAGCAUACACCCAUUCCGGCCUUGAUGGAGUGAGAGACAUAAUAAAAUUCGAUGUAACUGAUGGAUAUAACCCGUUUGUGGAUCGAUAUUUUUGGAUUACUGUUGAAAGUAUCGAUUCGGUUUACCCUGAUGUCAUUAACAAAGGAGUAGAGCUGCCCGAGGGUGGAAAAGUAAUACUAGAUACUAACACUUUAAGUACGAGUGAUCUUAACAGCAAUGAUGAACUUCUGCUGUUUACAAUUACAAGAGCCCCGACGAGAGGUCACCUAGAAAAUACCGAUUUUCCCGGGGUUCCUAUCACUUCAUUCACCCAGUUAGAUAUAGCUGGUAGUAAAAUAUACUACAUCCACACCAGUGAGGAUGAGAGUAAAGUGGACAGCUUUGAGUUUGAAGUAAGCGAUGGAUACAAUUCGGUUUAUAGGACAUUUAGAAUUUCCAUCACCGACGUAGACAACAAAAAGCCCAUUGUGAGGACUACGUUGUUGAAAGUGAAAGAAGGAGGUAAACGGUUAAUAACGCCGUUUGAACUAAAAGCUGAAGACAGCGACACUAGUAAAGAAAACAUCAAAUUCAUCAUCACGCAAUUACCAAUAAACGGUAAACUACUGAGGGGUAAAACUGCCGUCGUUAAUUCAUUUACCAUGGCAGACAUAAGUGAAAACUUGAUUUCGUACCAGCAUGACGGCUCAGAAACAUUAGAAGACUCUUUUUCUUUUAUCGUGACUGAUGACACGCAUUUUGAGUUUUAUUUGUAUCCGAACACCAACAAACCUCAGCGAAACCCAGCAACAAUGGAGAUUUUGGUUGUUCCUGUUGAUAAUAUCAUUCCUCAGCUCGUCAUAAAUCGUGGUGCCACAUCGAUAACCCCUUUAGAUAAUGGCGACAUUGGAUUUAUAUUUUCAAAGAAGACUCUCAGAGCAGAAGAUGUGGACAGUCCAGUUACGGAAUUGGUGUAUGUGAUGACCGAUCCACCAAAAUAUGGAAUUAUAGUUAACAGCAACCUUGGCAACGGAACUAUUUCCAACUUUACGCAAGACGACAUAAACCGAAUGAAAGUACGCUACGUUCUGAAUCCGAAUGAAAAUGCUACCAGUGAUCGCUUCCAUUUUAAAAUUGUAGACAAAGGGAAGAAUGAGUUAGCAGGCCAAAGUUUCUCUUUUAACUGGGCUUGGAUUAGUUUGGAGAAAGAAAACUACAUUGUUCACGAAACUGAUGCAUUUUUCUAUUUGACAUUGCAACGGAGAGGUUAUUUGGGGGAAACGUCCUUUGUGGGCUUGAAUCUGAAAAAUGUGACCGCAAAACAAGGUUUAGAUUUUGGUAGAUUAUAUGCGCAUCAAGUCCAGUUUAAUCCAGGACAAUCAGAAGCCAAUUGGAAACUUCCAAUAGUAGAUGAUGGAAUUUAUGAGAAAGAAGAACUCUUCAUCAUUGAAUUAGAAGACCCAGUACUUGCUGUUCUGGAAAAGCCUGCCAGAGCAGAAGUAAUAAUUUUUGACAAGGAAGAUGAAUCAUUUGUUUUUAUUCCUGAUGAUAUUUACGAAGUUGAGGAAGAUAUGGGACAUUUAGAAAUAUCAGUCAAGCGUAAAGGCGACACUUCAAAAGAAAUGAUGGUUAUUUGUUCAACUGCAUCAGCUUCUGCAAGAGGUACAGCAUCAAAAGCAGUUCUGUCGUUUUCAGAUUACAUUAGCAGACCUGAGGACCACACCAGCAUUAUUCGCUUUCUUCAGGGCGAGGAUCUCAAAUUUUGCAAGGUAACAAUUAUUGACGACUCGCUGUACGAGGAAGACGAAGAAUUUACAGUUAAGCUAACGACGCCAGUGGGUGGUAAAUUAGGCACUCACAACCAAACUGUAGUCAAGAUCGUAUCUGACCUCAAAGAUGUGCCGUCGAUUUAUUUUGGAGAUACAGAAAUAUUCGUGGAUGAAAAUGAUGGAUAUGCUGAAGUUUCGGUGUGGAGAACUGGGACAGAUCUUAACAAAUCAGCAACUGUUACAAUUCAGUCAAAGCCCUCUGAACCUGUUUCUGCUAAGCUGGGACUUGAUUACGUUGGCAUUGGAAAAAAUCUGGAGUUUUCACCUGGAACAACAAAGCAGACAUUUCGCAUCAUUAUUUUGGAUGAUUUAGGACAGCCCCAUCUGGAAGGACCUGAAACGUUUGAACUUGUUCUGCGCAUGCCCACAAAUGCCGUUCUCGGAACUCCGGAUAAAAUUACAGUUACAAUAAACGAUUCUGCUUCAGAUCUUCCCAAGUUUCAAUUUAAAGAUUCUUCAUAUACCAUAUUCGAAAAUGACAGUGUUCUGAACACGCUCAUCACUAGAACUGGCGAUCUCACACACUCGGCUGCUGUGCGAUGCUACACGCGACAAAAAUCAGCGAAGGCAGGAAUCGAUUAUGAAGAGCGGCCGAAUACCUAUGACAGCCUCAUUCUCUUCCAACCAGGAGAAACCGUAAAACCGUGCCAAGUGGUUGUGACCGACGAUUCCAUCUACGAAGGAGAUGAAGAGUUUCGGUUGGUUCUCGGAUCACCAAUCAGUGAUACUGCAGGGGGUGCUCAAAUAGGACAGAGGAAUGAAUCUCUCAUCACAAUAAAAGAUGACAGUGAUAAACCAGUUAUUCAGUUAGAAAAAAACAGAUACAGUGUAAACGAACCUCGGAAGCCUAAGGAUUCAACGACUGUAACCAUCUCUGUCAUAAGAACUGGAGAUUUGUCUAAGCUAUCCUUGGUGAGGAUUCAUACGAAAGACGGUUCGGCUAAGUCUGGAACUGAUUAUGUCCCGUAUUCUAAAGAAUUGCAAUUUAGGCCUAACGUAAGUCGUCACAUAGUUGAAGUCGAAAUUUUAUAUGACUUAGAAAAAGAACACAGAGAAGCUUUCACGAUACAUUUGAAACCGGACCGAAACAUGAUUGCAGAAAUUAAGGAGCCAAAAGCCAUCAUAUACAUUCAAGAACUGGACGUUGUAGCUGAUGUUACCUUUCCUACAAGGCCUAUAGUUGUAUCUCUUAGGGAUUAUGAUGAUGCCGAUAAAGCAUCUAAAGAACCGAUAUCUGGUUAUCCAGUCGUCUGUAUAACGCCAUGCAACCCUAAAUAUCCAGAUUUCUCGAAAACGGGUAAUAUUUGCAUCAAGGAAGGAAUCAACAACUCCCUGACGAUGUACAGGUGGAGGGUUUCUGCACCCAGUGGAAAAGAUGGCGUCACAAGCGAGUUACGAGACGUAGAAUCUACAACGUUUUUUGCUGACACGCACCUGAUCACACUUGACAGUAUCUACUUUACUGCAGGCAGUAGAGUGCUAUGUUCUGCCAGAGCUGUCAGCAAAGACGGGGAUCCAGGCCUGGAACUGAACAGCGUACCAGUGACUAUAUCUAGAGAAGGACUUUGUGCUCCAAAACUAGAAGGCUCAGUUGGAGCAGAACCAUUCACUGCAAAAAUGCGCUACACUGGUCCAUCUGAUCCAGAACAUCCAAACUUGAUCAAACUGACCAUCAUGAUACCGCACUGGGAUGGGAUGCUGCCAGUUAUUUCAACGAGAAGACUGACAAAUUUUGAGCUGAUACUCAGCCCCGACGGAUUACGUGUUGGCACGCAUAAGUGCUCCAAUCUUCUGGACUACAAGGAACUGCAGACCAGAUACGGAUUCAUCACCAAUGCCACGAAGAAUCCGAAUGUCGUGGGAGAAAUUGAACCGUAUCAGCUCAGCGCUGAAAUGAGAAGUGAGCCUACGCUGAGAUUUUAUCGUAAUUUAGACUUGGAAGCAUGCAUGUGGGAAUUUACGACAUAUUAUGACAUGUCCGAGCUGGUAAAUGAAUGUGGCGGCGACAUCGCCACUGAUGGCCAGGUUUUGAAUUUGGUGCAGUCAUAUGUGUCCGUUCGUGUACCGCUGUAUGUCUCGUACAUUUUUCAUUCUCCGGCAGCAACCGGUGGUUGGCAGCACAACGACCUGAACUCUCAACUAAGGCUCACUUUUGUCUACGACACAGCAAUUCUUUGGCAGCACGGUAUUGGUGCGCCCGAAGAAUCAUUAUUGCAAGGUCAUCUGUACCCAACUCGAAUGACGAUAGGACAAGACGGAAAGUUGCUGGUCAAUUUUCGAACUGAGCCAAGAUUUAAAGGACAAUUUGUGCUUAGUCAUAAAGAUUCGGGACAUGUUUCCAUGGUUAUGACUCCAGAACACCCAGAUCUUACGUUUACCUUAGAAUUGAUUCGAACAGAACCUACAUUUGCUCAACCCGAACAAGAAUGGCAAUUCGUGUCUGAUUAUGCGGUGCGAGAUUAUUCCGGUCUUUACCACGUAAAACUCAUCCCUUGUACAGUAACAGAUAACGUAGAAUUUUCAACUCCUCCGCUGUGCAAUCCUCGAGACCCUGUCAGCUUCGAUCUACACGUCCGGUUCCAACAAGUAACUGAUCCAGUACCAACGGAGUACAGCCUCAACACUCAGUUGCAUUUGAUGCGUAAAAGGGAUCUAUGGCUCAGCAACGGAAACAUGGGAUUUGGACAAGACAGCGAUGCCUCUUUUGUUGCAGGUGACACAGUCUACGGUCGGGUGAUGAUGGAUCCGACACAAAAUCUUGGUGAAUCCUUUAUCGUCAACGUGGAGAAGUGUUUCCUCUGCACUGGAGUGGACGGAUACGUUCCGAAAUAUGAUCCGAUCAACAACGAAUAUGGAUGCGUCACGGAUUCGGAGCAUUUGCUUUACUCCUUCAAGAUCAUUGACAAAGGAGCCCCAGGAUCUGUAGCAAAGCAUUUUCGCAAUGUGUCUUUCAAUGCUAUCCUUGCAUCUGAUGAUCCUAGUCGAGAAGUACAAAAGCUGAGGAAGCAAUCCAACUCCGAUGGAUUCCACUUUGAUUCAGCGCCAUUGUUUCAGGUUUCAUACGGUAGACAAUGGUUCGUCCAUUGCAUUUAUACAGAUCGAUCCAAAGAAAAAGCGGUUCGGGGCAUUGGAAAAAGAAGCAUCUCUAGCCACCGAAUCUCCAGGACUGGACUUCAUGAAAACAUUGAUGUUGGAUUGAAUGGCAGAGGCACCAACAUGAACAGACUUAUUCUCGAUUAUUCUGGUGCCAAAAGACAUGUGUAUUCCUCCACAAAUCGAAAACACCAAAACCCAGCAGUCACCGACAGCAACAUGUCUGGUGAAUCUCCGGUUUUGGUUGCCAUGUUGGGAAUAGUUGGUACUUUAUUGGUUAUUGCGGUAACAGUUUUAAUGCUUUCGAAGAGACAGAGGGUGUCCGAUUCUGAACCAAGAGCCAGAGAGUCUACAGUAGUAACUAGUCACCAUGGACGUGCUAGAGUGAUCAAUGUUAGACAGUAUACUUUAUCCAGCGAUGAACAUACGGAAGUGUGAUGUGCGACGAACUUUAGACUUGUGUUAAGUAUAUUGUCAUCCUGCCAGUAAGACUGAAAAAAAAAAUAUGUACCAAAAUUUAUGAUAACUUAUCCCAUUCAUUAAAUUCUUCAACAUUUGCGAUAAUUAAAGUUAUUGUUUAAUCCAGCGUUUCUUAACCCUUUUUGGCCCGCUCAACAGUAAACGUAAUUAAUGUUGCAGUUAUUGUACAAGUAUUGUAAAUAAAUCCUUGCGAAAAAUCAAAGGAAAGGUAGAAACAUAAUCUUGGAAUUCACUAGAGUGAAAAAAAGUAACAAGUGGCAUAUACGAACAGACUCAGCGGUGAACAAAAAUCAUCUAUUCAAGAUCCUAAAAUUAUGGCCUUCAAAAGGUUUUAAUUUAUUAUUUUAAAUCUAUUUCUAUGAUUAUUUUAUUUGGUUAUUUCUUUGAACAUGGAUACUUUUUUUUAACGCGAAGAGGUGUAAAAAUCCCUGAGAAACGCUCUAGUUUUUUGAAGACUAGUAUCCGUGCACCCUAGUAGAACAGAUGAUCGGUCCAAUGUUGGAAAAUGGUCGGAAUAGUAGGCAAACAGUUGGCUAGUUUCACCAGAAAUUAGCCAACAAUAUCCCAACCUUGCUGAACGUGGUUGCAACAGCAACAUUGCCCAACAUCGAUACCACGAUGGGAAAAAUUACGAUGAAAAUUAAAAACGGCAGAAAGUUUGGUCAACGACUAGUCAAAAAAACCCACCCACAGCUAAUAUGUGGUUAACAGAAACAACAAUGGCCCGGUGUCCCAGCACAGUUUACAGGUGGGAUUUUAAAAAUAAUAAUAAAAACUAAUAAAAAAUGGAAUUGGCUGGUUAGCUUGGCCAACAAUUAUCCAGCAAAAUCCGAAAGUUAGGUUCAUGCAGGCAUGCAGAAAAACUUGGUCGGAUCGUCGUUGGUUCAUUUGUGAGAACUUCGUUGACGAAGUUCAUGUGCGAAAACUUGGUCGAUCCAUUGAUCCAUUGUAGGAAUCUCUGGUUUAAACAAUUGCAUACAUAUGCUCGCAAUUAUUGAAGAAUUAGUCUUUAACAAGAAACUGAUUCAAAUAAUUCCUUCAUUGUUUCAUGUUGUGAAAUGAAAAUAUUAUACAUAAUGAAUUUCUCGUUUUUAAUCAUCACGCCUUGCACUUGUUUUUCUAUUAUAAAAAAAAUAAAUAAAUAAAUAAAAAAAGUUCAAAGAAUUUAUAUCAGUUUUUAAUAUACAGUUUCAGAAGGAUCAAAAGUUUGUUUUUGAAUUCGUGUAAAAUUUUAGUUAUUCCAAGAAUUGAACUAUACAUGUAUUACUUCUCUAUAAUUUGUGUUCUGAAAGUUAAAUUCAAUAUUUCCUUUUUCAUUUAUUAGAUGUACGCGAUUUAAGGUAAGAAAUGGAAUUUCCGCUAUAUACUCAUGAAUUGUUUUUGUUUUUUUCGUUGAAAAAUAUACAAGCUUGUGUCAAGAUACUAUGUUCAAAUUUAAACAAUUCACGAAUGAAUUUUAUUUAUUCAAGAGUGAUUUUACCGAGUUGUAUUAUUUCUCUCUGUUUUGUAUUUUGGAACUGAA